AUGGGGCUUUUAAAUAUUUUAAGAAAACUGCGUUCGCAUCCAGAAAAAGAAUUGCGUUUAUUACUUCUUGGAUUGGAUAAUGCGGGAAAAACAACGCUUCUAAAACAACUAGCCUCGGAAGAUGUAACACAUGUGACGCCGACGGCCGGUUUUAAUAUAAAAUCAGUACUUUCUAAUGGAUUCAAAUUAAACGUAUGGGAUAUCGGAGGACAGCGAAAAAUCCGGCCAUAUUGGAGAAACUAUUUUGAAAAUACUGAUAUCUUAAUAUAUGUAGUAGACUGCUCGGAUCAUCAAAGACUGGAGGAGACGAGCUUUGAGUUAGCUGAACUGUUGCAAGAUGAUAAGCUAUGCGGAGUACCAUUGUUGGUAUAUGCCAACAAACAAGAUCUUGCCACAGCUCUACCAGCCAGUGAAGUCGCCCAGCACCUCGGUCUACAUCUCAUCAGAGACCGGACUUGGCAAAUACAAGCUUGCGUAGCAACUGACGGUACGGGAGUUAAGGAAGGCAUGGAAUGGGUGUGUAAGAAUAUACCAGUGAAGAAAUGA
Molecule: messenger RNA, 546 nt
Organism: Parnassius apollo (apollo)
Lineage: Eukaryota; Metazoa; Arthropoda; Insecta; Lepidoptera; Papilionidae
Source: the annotation of a GenBank genome assembly